AGUAACAGUUUCUACGUCAUUUUCUAGCGCCACUGGGGUUCGUCUGCUGCUGGCCUCCGAAAUGGGCAGAACUCAUCAGCCCUGAUUUGAUGAUUGAUUUCUCACAUUUAUUCACCAAAAAGCAUCAAGUGCGAGCGAGAUACCCAUAAUGUCAUGGAUAGAUGAGGGGAUGGCCCAGGUGAGCAGGAGCUUCUCAGAGCCAAUUGCAGUGGCAUCACCUGCCUGGCAGACAGGCCCAGCUCCCUGCCCUCUGCAGUAAGGACUCCAGCCAGGACCACCAACCCCAUUCAGGACCGCCAUGAAGCCAGCCCACGAGCGCAAUCAGGAGUGCUUGCCUCCCAAAAAGCGGGACCUCCCGGUCAACACCAAUAAUAACAGCAGCAGCUACAGCAGCACUACAGGUGGUGGAGGGGUUGGACCAACAGCAACAGCAGCAGGAGGAGGAGAAGAGGCCACCUCCACCCAGAAUGCUGUGGCCAGCAGUGAUGUCCAAAGUGGCGCUGGUAGUGGGGAGUGGUUACGGGCCCAGCAGAGCCUGCAUUACAGCUUGGAAGGGGCGGAGAGCAUGUCAGGCCUGGCACCUGACCAGUACGGUAUGCUGUACAAGGUGGCCCUGCCGUCAGUCACCUACGCCUCCACCAGCCUACACCCUGUGCUCAGCCACAUGUCCCCUGCCUACACCGUCCCCUCUUCUCUGCUCCAGCACGCAGGCCUGUCCUACCCUUCACUCAGCUACGCCCAGAUCCCCCACUCCUCGCUGCAGUUUGUUGGCUCCCCGUACGCGGCCGUGCCCUACGCCGUGCCCCCUGGCUUUGUCCACAACUCCCUCCUCUCGCCCCAGUCAGCCAUCCCCCAGCCCCACGCCGUCCCGCACCUGGUCCCGUAUCCAUCGGUCAUCCAGGAGGGCGUGAUGUCCUCCCCGCCCCAAACGCAUGUGUCAGCCCACGCCUAUGCCAAAGUGGCCGCAGCUGCCGCCGGAGGGGUGCCUCUGGUGCUCUCCUCUGACCAGGCAGCAGCGGCAGCCCAGCAGCAGCAGCUGGGGGCGGUGGGGGUCCUCUCUGCUGCUGAGCUCAGCCCCAGAGGAGUGCCGGUGUUCUACCAUACUCCCAGAGCACAGGCCUCCAGAGAGGCCAUGGAGCAGGAGCGGGAGAGGGAGUUGAACGGUGGGGAGAGAGAGCAGCAUGCGGCCAGAGAGCUGCUCCAGAACUCGACCCACGCGCACAGGAAUGCUCGACUGCUGCAGGCGGCACCGGGAGCGCCCGCCUUGGACUCCCAACACCAGGAGCGUGGCUUGAAGGGUCGGCGUCCCGAUGAGAGGGCCUCGCCAGGCCAGCGCAGCACACCGGACACAGACCUGGAGGUCCAGCAAGUAGUCGGAUACUUGGCGUCUCCUGUUCAGGCUUGCAGUCGCAAAGAAGCCCUACAUGGUCCCCUCAACCUGUCCCAGAGCUCCCAGCGGAGCAGAGAGGCUCAUGGGGAGGGUAGGAUGGUGUAUGCGUCACCCCCAGUCGCCAUGCCCACUGAGCUGCGAGCUCCAGCACACGCCCAGCAGGCGGUGCAGGCCCAGACGGGCCACCACGCCGUCUUCCUGGCCAACGGCCAGCCGGUCCUCAUCCCCCUGGACUACCACCGCCAUGCCCAGCCACAGCAGCAGCCACACCCGUACCCCGGCCAGCCCAACGACGCAGCUGCCGCCCCCAUGGCCUCCCCGUCGCCUUACCCCAAAGCCCAUGAAUACCCAGCCGCGUUGUGCCUCCCGGAGCGGGCCGCGGCGCCCGAGCUCCAGCAGCCUCCCCCGGCUCAGGCCAUCCCCGCGGCCAUAGCCCUCGCCCCAGUCCCACUCCCCGCCCAGGCCCUGGCCCCCCAGGCUUCAGCCCCUGGCGCUGGGCCCUCGCACUUCAUGAAGGGGGCCAUCAUCCAGCUGGCCACAGGCGAGCUGAAGCGGGUGGAGGACCUACAGACGCAGGACUUUGUGCGCAGCGCGGAGGUGAGCGGCGGCCUGAAGAUCGACUCCAGCAUGGUGGUGGACGUGCGCGCCAGCCAGCAGCGGCCCGGCCUGGUGGCGCUGCACUUCAGCGUGGGUGAGCAGCAGAGCAAGGUGACCAUCGACGUGCCGCCCGAGCACCCCUUCUUCGUCUUUGGCCAGGGCUGGUCGUCCUGCAGCCCCGAGCGAACGGCGCAGCUCUAUGGCCUAGCCUGCCACCACCUGCAGGUGGGCGACGUGUGUGUGUCCAUCGCUCUGCAGCAGCCCCCGCCGGCCCAGCAGAAAGCCCAGCCACAGCAGCAGCCACAGCAGCACCACCACCAACAACAACAACAACAACAACAACAACAACAGCAGCAGCAGCUGGUACAUGCCAGGACUCCCACCAAAUCAAACUCCACAUCGGGGGCCCUGGCCCAGCCAAUGGGGCCCCCGGCGCCCCAGCACACGCGGCCCCACAGCCAAAGCCACUUCAGGAUGGAGCGCGUCCAGCGCGAGAGGGACAGGGAGAGGGCGGAGAAGGACGAGGUCAUGCACGUAGUGCCGCUGGGACACGCCGAGGCACUGCCCCGGCCCAACAGGACUUCUGCCGAGCAUCCACGGAGCCACAGCAGCUACUAUUUGCACACGGAGGGCCACUCGCGGCACGAGCCGGUCAGUGGCGGCGGCAGCGGUGGUGGUGGUGGAGGGAGCUUUGCGCUCACCUCAUCCAGCGCGGCGGCCCAGAGGCGCUGGUCGGCCCCCGGCACCCAAAGAUAUGCCGUCAAGAGCGAGGAGAGCCGCAUGGCGGGCCCCUCACGGCCCUCUUUCAUCCCUCAGGAGGUCAAGUUGUCCAUCGAGGGCCGCUCCAACGCCGGCAAGUAGCAACAGCACACAGAUUGUCUGAAUGGAAAGGGUUGGUGUGAUUGCAGAAAGUGUCUGAACUGGAGGAGAGAGGGAAGAACAACAGAGAGAGCGAGAGAGAGCAAGAGAGAGGGAGAGGGAGAGAAAAAUAAAGUGGGAGAGAUUGCGAGAAUGAGAAUGUAGCCUCAGAAUGUUUUUUGAGAUUUUGCACACACAUAAGAAGACUACACUUUUUUUUGUUUUCUUUUCUUUUCCUGGUUUCAGGCGUGAGGGGCGCGCUCAUGGAUUACGGGUCAUUUUCGGACCAGCGCACCCAGAGCGAACCUUCUGCUCCUGGGCCUCACUUAGCUGGCCAACUCCCCCCUUUACCAAAGCCUGGGGCAACUCUGCCCUACCUCCCUCUCUCCCUCCCUCUCUCUCUUUCUUUCUCUCUCUCUCUGUCUCUCUCCUGCAGAAGAUGUCCAGCCAUCAGUCACGCACUCACAUUCUCCCUGCCCUGAAAGUCCAUCACCUCGGCCCAUUAGAGGGUGGCAGUGAGGGUGGGUGCUGCACUGGAGAAAUGGCACUCCUAAACACUCCCCUCCCCUCACACACACACACACACAUGUUUUUUUUCCCACAGCAUUCUCAUCCCAUGAUCUAGUGAAUAGACCAACGGUAAAUUUUAGUUUUAAAUUUCCCUUUUUUUUUUGUCUUUUUGAAACCCACUGAAUGGAAAAGACACAAGGCACACUUGAAGGUUCUCUGUAUGCAGAUUUGUCUCUCGGUCUCUUGCCUUGCAGAUACUACCCUCUUGAGCUCUCAGCCAUGUCCGCACCCAAAAGACUUCUUACCUCCUUCCUCAGCUGUCCUCUUGUGUCUUGUCUCAGGGUGUGUUGAUGUUUUGGGGGUGAGGGUUGGGGGGGUGAUGGUGUUUCAGGAGAUUCAGGCAAUCGGAACGACACCUGACGAACACCUCAGAUGCUGACAGCCGCGCCCAGCUCGGAUCAUAAGCUCGCCUGGCGAAAUCACACGCCACCCGUGCCACGGUUACACUAUCUGUUUUUUUAUAUAUAUUUCUUUUUUUUUUUUUCUGAAGAGAUUCUGAAACUCUGCAUUCCAAUGUCCUAGUGUGAUGGCUUCUCAGUACCUCUAUGGACAGUAUACCUCUGUGUGUGUGUGUGUGUGUGUGUGUGUGUGUGUGUGUGUGUGUGUGUGUGUGUCUGUCUCUGGCCAUUGACUGUUGGUUCAGCCAUGCUUGUGCGUGCUUUCUCCUGCUUUAGAAGCAAUGUUUGGUGUGCACCAAAGUCCCCAGCCCUACUUCUUUCUCCUUUUCCUCGUCCUCUUCCUGCUUCUUGUCAUCAUCAAGGAGGGACAGCCAGGCCUGGCUGCCGACGACUGGUCUAUCCCCGUGGCGACGUGUGACCCCCUUACUCCUGCGCAGUUACCAAAAUCCGAAGCAAUAGUCCAGUCAGAGCACGAGGCUGGUUAUGUUCACCACUCAGUAGUUUUGUCUGAGUUUUUUUGGGGAUGGAGUGUUGUUAUUUUAAUAUCGGCUCUGAUUUAGUAUGUUUUUGUGCUACAGCCAUAGUCUCUGCCCCUCAGGCUUCCAUUUUACCCCAACCCUACCCCACUGGCCAGAAAUGUCCGUUUUGUUGUCCCCAUGUUUUUGAGAUAAAAGCUCAGAUGUUUAAUGUUACUACAGGAUCACUGUCAAACAACGCAUGUUGGUAUUUACUUUUUCCUUUAUAUUCGGAAAAACUAAACGGGAUACUCACCAUUUUUCCAAAUCUCUGCGGUCGGAUGCUUUUGCCCAGCCGUCUGCAUUUUCCCAGGGAUCCAUAAUGAUCUACCUUUCCAGACUUCAUCAAGAGAGACUUGGCUCCCAGUCUAUGCCGAUGAGCUUUUUAAAGUCUUUUGUUUUCCUCCCCCUCUUUUUGUAGUCAAUGUAUUCUUGUACAGUAUAUAGGAAUCCUCUCUUCUUCUUACUGUCUCUGGCAAUAUUAAUACUGCGUGGUUCUUAAGAUUGUCUUGCAUUGCACAUAUUAUGAAAUUUCACCAAUUGAUUCACACUGACAUUUUAAUGGGAAUCAAAAUAUCUAUAUGACUAUUUUAGCUUUUUUAAAUGAAGGGAAAGAAAACAUAGUUUUUGCAAGUGCGAAAGAAAAGGUUUUUCUCAAGGAAUUUUGAUGGCUAGAAAAUACUGACUGGCAUGGUAGACACUGUUUACAAAAUUAGCCAAGAGAAAUGCUGCAGUUUCAAUUUUCUUACACUGAUAAGUUAGUCACACAUGAUUUUGAAAUGGUGGAAAAUAAGUGCAAUUAGACCUGGUGUUUAAAAUUAAACAAAAGAAGAUAUGUAUUUGUUGGAAACGGCAUUCCAAAACCCAAGCCUGACAUUCCCAUUAUCCCAUCACAUUUUUCAGUGUUCUUGUUUGUGUCCUUGUUUUUUUCUUUUUCUUCAAUCUUUCAUUCUUACUCUCCAUCUGGUCCUUAACUGCAUGAUGUUUUGCGCAAUCCCCAACCCCCCACCCACCCCUAUGAUCAGUCCCUUAGUUCCCACACCAGACAAAUAGCCCACGGAUUUUCCACGUCCCACAGUCUAAUCUUAAUUCUUCCAGUCUCAGAGAAGGCGUGAAGUCAAGGCAUGAUAAAUUAAGCAUUGUCUUCUCUAUACACCCAUUUGAGGUAGUGUUUCAUCGAGGCCUUCCUUCUGUCUGUCUGGCUAACUGGCUGACUGAGUCAUGAGACUUUGGUUUCCCAACACAUACUACUAGUUGAAUAUGUGGCCUACAUGCUGUGCCAGCUCAAAAUAAAAAAAAACCUGCUAUACCCAUUAACCAUAUUUUGGUGGUGAGGUCCAAUUUUGAUAUAUGUCUGUUUCAGUGACUGUAUGUUAGGAUAACAGGCUCCUGCAGCUGGUCCGUUACACCCAAAUUAGCCUCCAAGUGUGAGGCCUCUGCUGAGUCUGUGGUCAUGUCUUUCAUAGUAACCAUGAGGACCUCUUUCGUUCCACUGCACGUUCCACUCAAUGCACUGGUGUAGAACCCGGUCUGUAAAUCUUUCAGGAUUCUGUGACAACACAGUGCACUUUACCCCCCCUCCAUGUCAGAUAGCCAGCCCUGUGAAAGAACAGGGACAGACAGACAGGACAGGACAAACAGACAUUUCACCACCUUUCUUAGUAUUCUGUUUUUGUCUGUAUGCGGUAUGGUCGGGUUCGACCUCGUGACCAAAAUGUUACUCAUCUGUUGCACAGUGAAUACAGUGUGAUCAUAUGGGUCCAUAGAACAGCACAGAUACUUUCAGUUUCCGUGUUGGACUAUUUUUAGUAAUAUUGAUUUUUGUUUGUUUCAAGUAUAUGGCUGUGUCAGUUUUCUGGUGUCAGAGAAGCAAUAUCCUCAAACGAAAUACCUGAGAAAAAUAAGUCAUUUUUUUUAGCAUGUGCUAUGCAGUAAACCUUUUGAAUUGUUCCUCCUGCCUGCAGUCCCCAGGCACACACAGAACAAUUACUUUAACUUCAGUUGUUUCUAAUGUUUUAACCGUCUGCUUUCCAUGCAUCAGUCCUACAAAUAAUAUGGUUCCUUGAUUACCAGUAGAGGUAUGUAGGUAUGGGUUUUAAAUUUUUUUUCUUUUUUUUUCUUCACCUUUUAUCUCCCUAGGGUUACAGUCCCAAGUACUGUAGGUAUUGUCUUGAGAAAUCAGCAUGGCCUAUUACCUCCUCACUGCUGUUUGCAUCUUGCAGCACGGUAGCGUCUUUCUCUCUGCUGAUGAUUUAAGACAGCACAGUAAUGAUGAUGUUGAUGGUGAUGAUAAUGUCAAUGGCGGAUGGUUGCGCUUUUUCUCUGGGUCCCCCUGUGCACUGCCUUACCAAAUGUCUGCCUGCUCUUCGGUCUCGUAGCGCACUCUGUUGUCAGGACAGCCCGUGAUGGCGUUUUGCACUGGAUUUGCAAAGUGUCUGAGAGUGGCCGAGCACAUUCGCACUACGAGAAGAGAAGGCAGCUGCAGGAAGCUAUGUCUGUGCCUUUCUGUUGUCCGGCCCAAUCUUUGUACCUUCCGCCUUUUCACAUCUAUAUAGAGCUCCUUUUGGUUCCUGCCUUGAGAGUUGUGAGUGAUCGGUCAAGGCCCUUACCCCUUACCCCUUACCCCUUACCCUGUCUUUGUCCGCGAGUCAGAUAUUUACCCCUAGUGUGUUUGAUAGAUGUCGUGUAGUUUGGUCGAGCCUGCUGUAAGUUACCUCCCCAUGGGGCAUGCGAAAGCCACCCCUUCCUCCUUUCCUGACGUUCCUCUUUGGACUCAGUUUGGUUAGGGCCCCCCCCCCUUAAAUGGUUCUGACACCUCACACGAGCGGUAGCAUAGCAUUAGUCCAUAGGGUAACCUUUCACCCCCCACUGCAUAUACGUAAGCCCCUUUAACCUGAAAUAUACCCCUCAGGAUGGGGUGGAGAGAUGAGGGGAACCUCUCAUCGAUAUGUAACCUCACAAAACCUGUCCCUGAAGGACAAGGCCCUCCUUUACACUUGUCUUACUGAAUUGAAGACAUGUUGCACUUAUUUUCCCUCUUGUUAUAGUGUGUUAAAAAAAAAUGGUGAAAAAAGAAAGUCUUUUAACUGUUGGCUAUCGGUGAUAUUUUUUUUCUUCUUCUUCUUCUUUUUUUUUUCUGAACUAUUUAAUCACACAUGAAACCAUUUGAAAACAAUCAUCCAACUGAUGUAUGUGUGUGUUUUGCGUGUAUGUAUGUUUGUACAGAUAAAAAAAAGUAAGUUUAGUAUAUUACAAAGCUUGUUGUUAUAACGCCUUAAAAUAUGUGCAUCAUGCAAUACGUCAGUGGAAUAACUUUUUUUUUUUGUACUUCCCCCCCUUCUCCUGCUGUUUUUGUUUCUUCUUUCUUUUGUUCUGGAGAGGUGCUGAUUUCUCUCUGAAGCACUGGCUCUGUGGCAGGCGUGAGCUGGCAGAUGUAGCAGUGGUGGUGCACACUACCCCAAACCCACCACUGUCUUGUACUGUUUUGGUGGGAGGAUAGUCAGAAGUGCAGCAUAUCACUAGGCUGGACUCAUUCACACUGCUAGUGAGAUGGUUUGACCCUCAGCCAUAGUGCUUCUUCCCAGACAGGCUUUUAAAAAUGUUGAUUCAUUAGAGCACACAUCGCAUGCUUUUUCUUUUUUUUUUUUUUUUAAUAACUCUGCCUUUUCGGUAUUUAUUUUGGCCCUCGUGUUAUCAUGACAAGAGCGAGGCAAGCAGUCAACCCAUGUGUCUUCUUCUAACACAGACAUACUCGCCCCCUUCCCCUGCACAGCUGAUAUCAUGGUGUUUCUGAACAGUGCACUCAAAAUAGAGGUUGGCCUCAUCCUUCUUCUAUUAUAGUAACCUUUCCUGUCUUUGCACCAGGUAGUUGUACAUUUGAGCACAGUGCUAUCAUUUUUGUUUCCCCGUCAAACAAAUUAUUUUCAGUGUCAGAGAAAGGCUGUAUGAAGUUUGUUUUGAGUCCCCAUGCUGUGGUAUUCGUAUCGUUGGUCUGAGGGAAAUCUAGGAUGUCAAGAAAAACAUGUCCUUCUUACUCGAGUUUGGCCAUGCUUUGUGGAAUCAAGAGAGUUGAUUUUCUUUAUACUUUUUUUUAAUUUCUCCCUUUUUUUGUAAACGGUUUAAAGUUUUAAAGGAAUAGUUAUGUACUUUCAAAUUCAACAUUGUACUUUUGGCACUAAGUGACACUGCUUUUUAAUGUGAUGUGUGACCAGUUUUAAAAAAACAAAACAGCAUCUUUUAAUGCAUAAAAAUCUGCAAAAUAUAUGCAAUGAUGUAUAUGUCAUAUUCAAUCCUCAAGUAUAAUCCAGGUUGUAUAAACUUUGUAUAGUGAGUUUUAAAAUUGUAUGGCCGUACCAAUAUGUAUUAAUUCUUAUCAAAAGCCUUAGAGUUGUCUACCCAAAGUGCUCCCUUAGAAUCACCCUUCCACCUACCUGAACUUUUCAAAAGCAUUAAUAACUAUAUUUUGUUUGCGUUUUUAUUUGUACCCUUUUUUUGAAUAAAAUAGAUUUGUACUGUAUAUUUGUACCUCUCUGUGAACUACUUAGGGCGGUUUCGUUUGUUUUCUGUUUUUGUUUUGCCGUUUUAAUUCUAUGUAAGGACACAAAGAUAUUGUAUUUUUAUUGUUACAGCUAACUUCUUGGAAACUUUGCAUUUAUCAUGUUUGUUAAGUAAAUACAAUAUAAUAUAUAUAUAUAUAAUACUACUAACUUGAUCCGAGUACUCUUUCAACCACAGUUAAGAAUGUUUUGCAUUACACCAAUAACCUGACAGAUUAAUGUGCUAUUUGUAUGCUUUGUACUUGCAUGCAAAAAGGUCAUAUCAUAAGCCACACUUCCCACUUCACUUCACACUUCAAGCAGAUCUUAAGAUGAGACAGGGUGGCAUCUUCUAGUUGGGUCAUUGUGCUGGAAAGAAUGGAGUGAAAUUGACCCGAGACUGUUUAACGGUCGAGUAGAGUGUGUGCUCUCCCGUUUGCCCUUUACAUAACCCAGGGUUGCAUUUGGACAAGUCCACAUUGUGUGUGUUUCCCAGUGUUACACGGCCCCUGUCUGACCAUGGGAAAUAAUAGAGCCCUUUGUAGAGCAAAAGUAAGGAAGGUCGUUUCAGAGCGGGCCACUUUAUGUUUGCUGACUGGAGCAGCGAGUGAGGUUUGAGUAAGUGAAUUAGAGUGAGAGAAAGAGAGAGGACAACCCAACUGAGCCGUAAAGUCAAUGUUUUAUUCCACAUUCUAUUCCAGGGUCCAUUGUGAAUCUGUACCUCUGUAAAUCCAGUAACAGAGGCCAUUAAGAAAAAUGAGACGACGCAAAUACAGUGUCUUUUCCUUCUCCUCUUCUGGUUCCACUCAUUCAUUUUGGCCUUUUUUCGUAGAUAAUUCUGUAAACAUGAACAUCAAGAAAGAAUCCUGAUUUGACUGACUAAAAAAAAAAAAAAAACUUAAAAGGCAUUUAAAAAAAAAAAAACAAUCCCCCUAUUUGCAGGUUAA
Messenger RNA from Clupea harengus (Atlantic herring), 9810 nucleotides. It is a transcript of the gene atxn1l, whose product is annotated as ataxin 1 like. Lineage: Eukaryota; Metazoa; Chordata; Actinopteri; Clupeiformes; Clupeidae. Gene Ontology annotation, molecular function: protein binding; RNA binding. Gene Ontology annotation, biological process: anatomical structure development; regulation of DNA-templated transcription. Gene Ontology annotation, cellular component: nucleus. The record is from RefSeq and is a predicted model, not a curated record.